Messenger RNA from Canariomyces notabilis, 1197 nucleotides. Its product is annotated as beta-lactamase/transpeptidase-like protein. NCBI's taxonomy places the organism in Eukaryota, Fungi, Ascomycota, Sordariomycetes, Sordariales, Chaetomiaceae. Bases 1 to 1197 code for a protein of 398 amino acids. The record is from RefSeq and is a predicted model, not a curated record. The transcript has 3 exons.
AUGUCCCCUGAAUUCGAAGCCCGCAUCCAAAAGGCCGUUGACGAUGGCGCCAUCGCCGGCGCGGUCCUCCUCGCGCGAGACAAGUCUGGCAAACUCAACUACACGCUCGCCCGCGGCGCCAUCAACCCGGCCUCGCCGCUGACGCCAUCAUCCACCUUUGCCCUGGCCUCCAUGACCAAGCUGCUGACCUGCAUCGCCGCGCUGCAGCUGGUCGAGCGGGGGCUGAUCACGCUCGACUCGGACGUGUCCCCUUACUUACCCGUGCUGGCCGCCCAGCCCAUCCUGCGCGGGUUCGACGCCGGCGGCGCGCCCAUCCUCACCCCACGCAAAAACCCCAUCCUCCUCCGGCACCUGCUAACCCAUUCCGCGGGGACGGCCUACCCGUUCUUGGCGCCUUCCCUCGUGCAGUGGUACAGCGCCGUGGGCAAGCCCAUGCCGGUCCCGCUGACUCCCGGGUCGGCCAAGACGGUGGACGAGCGGUUCGACUACCCCCUGAUCUUCGAACCGGGCACGUCGUGGACCUACGGCAGCGGCAUCGACUGGGCGGGAAAGCUGAUCGAGGUGCUGACGGGGCGGGACCUGGAGAGCUACCUGCAGAGCGAGGUGUUUGACAAGGUUGGGAUUGCCCCGGGCGGGAUCACCUUCUACCCGGCGCGGUAUCCUGAGAAGUCGCUGGCGCGCAUGGCGGGCAUGGGGUCGCGCAACCAGAAAAGCGGUAGAAUGGAAUACGUGGAGCCCCAGAUUGACACGCGCGAGGACAAGGAGGCGUUUGGCGGCGAGGGCGCGUACGCGUCGCUCGAGGAGUACAUGAAGGUGUUGCACUCGAUUCUGCUGGAUGAUGGCAGGAUUUUGAGUUCUGAGGGGAGCAAGUGGUUGUUUGAAGGGCUGCUGGACCCGGAAGCGAAGCAGGCGCUGGUUGAGGGCAUGAAGGACCCCGCGUGGAUCGUCGGGUGGGUGCCGACCGAUACCAACGGGGAGUACAACUGGAGCGCCGGCGGCUUGCUGGUGGAUGGAGAUAGUCAUCCGUACCGGAAAAGGGGUUUCCUCCAGUGGUCAGGCGCCUUCAACUUGAGCUGGUUCGUUGACAGGGCAGCCGGCGUGUGCGGCAUCUUCGGGACCCAGGUUCGGCCGCCGCCUGACCCACACGUGAGGCAGCUGAUGAAGGCUUUUGAAGACGAGAUCUACUCCAAGCUCUGA